CCCAGCACCUCAGACACAAAUCAGGUCGCAGAGUGCCUCUAUCACACUACCUAUCCCCUCCUAGACACACACAUGUGAGAGACGACGACCGUGAACACGCUCUACACACCUCACCUCCUACAUAUACUAUCCACCGGUGCCCGUAGACCUGUCUUGGCUCCUCUUUCCCACUUUUGCAACGUCAAAUUGGUCCUUCGGGUACCCGUAGCAUUUUCUUUUUUUUCUAUCGUCAUCCUAAUAUUUCCGUAUUCCCAUAUAUCUGUGUCCUUGAGUAUAGACAAAACAGCGACAGCCGGCGACGGCACGAUUACGACAGCGCAAUUGCAAUUUCCCUUCACCUAUAUCCAAAAUGAAUGCGCAGGCAUUUCCCAUAAGCGGGCGACCGCAUUAUCAGUCGCGAGAGAAUAGAUUUUAUGGUUCCUACUUGGGUUUGAAAGAUCCCGAGCUGCGGCCAAUAUCCGUAACAACAGAGAUUGUAGACACGGAUUGGGAAGAGGACGAACUAUUAAGCGAAAUAGAGGAAGACGACGCAAACUCGCCUCGAGUGAGCUUGAAUUCGACCAGCCAACAAAGCGCAACAACAGUAUCAUCCUACGACGAGGCACAGACGCCUAGGUCGAGCCGGACUCGAGAGGCGUAUCCUUAUGAUUUUGACUCGUCGAGACCGGUCGAGGGACCGAGAGGGCCGCAUCUCUUCCGAUCUUCUGUAAACUCACUCGAAUAUCAGGAGAUUCUUUCUUUGUCGCCGAUAACGCCAAAGGCGGCCAAGCCGUACGAUGCUGAGCCUCGGCAACCCUUCCUUUUAGAUCCACUGCCUCGCUCUCGGGGCAGUCCCUGUCAGUUCACGCAUGAAGAACUAGACCCCAUCAACUUGGCGAUUUGGUCGCCGCAAAAGGUAGCGCAAUGGAUGCUGAAUGCCGGCAUCGAACCUCUCGUCGCCGAGAAAUUCGUUUUAAACGAUAUCAAUGGCGCUAUCUUAAUAACUUUGAAGUUCGAGGACUUAAGAGAACUUGAUAUCCAGUCAUUCGGAGUACGGACCAAGGUAUGGGAAGAAAUCCACAACCUAAGAAACCCUAAGAAGGUAUCACCACGGCCAGAAACACCAAUUGAAGACGAAGAAAGCAGAGAAGUGAGAAGGGAGAGACGGAGGAUGGAGAAGGAAAGAGAAGAACAUAGCGGCCAUCAGGAACGCUCGGAAAGCUGCCAGCGUUCCAGAAGUACUAAACGCAGCCAUAGCAGGCGGCAUCUACAUCAUGAGGACAUUAUCUCUCCUCUUGAGUCGGUUUCCAUUGUCGGCAUUGAGCAAAUGAUCCCAGAACCACAUCACUGCUCCAAAGGUGAACACUGCAAAACGUAUAAGAAGCGACAACGGAUGAUCGAGGCGUUCAAACAAGAACAUCCAUUCGUGGACAUGGACAAAGGCGGGAUCAUCCUAGUAGCCGGAGACCCAGGAAACCCUGAGACGGCCCCGGCGCUUAACCGCCCUUCGUCCACCGAGGCAUUGCGUCCCAUGUCAGAUGCUGUGCCCUCAGUGGUGGCCUCUUCGGACGUCCUGGGUACCGGCAUGGCUCCUUUUCAAUAUCUGCAGGAAGCCGCUCUUCGCAAUUUGCAGACACGAGAUCCCCAGGACAACGUCCGGCAAUUUCUGGAUUUCCAACAUCAAGACAAGGGAGCCAACAUGAACGAGGUCCCACCAACACCUCCAUUUGAGCUGUACUCCGGGCGGGCACCGCAUGAGGGCCUACGGGCGCUACCCAGGCUCUCCAUCCCGGGACAACAGCGGCAGCCCCAGCAGUUGAGACCAUCCAACUUGCAGAAUGAGUUCGUUCCAUAUGCCAUGGAACGGGCCGAAGCCAUAUCUCCGGACUUGACGACACCUACUGCACCGUAUCGUUUCGGUACACCCUUCUCGGACAUGGACAUUCCCGUCACGGCAGUGCCUUUGGGCCCAGUGGCCCGAGAUGCAUCGCAGUCAGUCCCCCCUGACAUGAGCUACCGGGCGGCCCCUCUAUCACGGUCCCGAGCCUCUCACCGUCCGUCCGUCCAGAUCAUGGCACCCCUCAACGAAGACGUAUGCACACCCACCAACCCCAUGCAAAGCUAUGAUAAUGGCAUCACUCCUCCGCGUCGCCGGCCAUCUCUAUCACCCAAGUCAUACUCACCCACCAAGGCCGGGUCCCCACCCAAGAUCCCUUCCCGUCCACAACACCCAAUCCAGGCUCCCCCGCGUGCGCAAUACCCAUGGACCCAACCCCAACAACUGCCUAUGGCAGGUAAUGCCCCCGUCCCCACAACAAAGGACGCCGAGGGUGUCACAUACCAAGGCCCUGUGAAGAAGCGCAAGACGCGCAUGCUGAGACACGAGUGGCACGACCAGUACGCCGUGCUGAAGGGUACACGGCUAGCGCUGCAUAAAGAUGCGGAUGACCGCGACCGCACACUCGAGUACAUCGACAUUGAUGACUACGCAAUCGCGUGCUCGUCGCUAUCGACAACGUCGAAGCUCAACGCUGCCUUCAAGGCCAUGAGCAUUACCCGGGGCCACAAGAAGUCGAGCUCAACCACCUCAGACGACAUCGCAGCCUUCAGCUUCCAGCUAAUCCCACAGGACCCCGAGGGCGGCAAGCGCGGCGUCACGUCGCUGCUGCGCAAGAGGGAGUCGCAGAGCAUCUCGGGCCCCGCCACCGGCGGCCUUGACGGCAGCUUCAAUGCCACGGGCAAGACGCACCAUUUCGCCGUGCGCAGCCGCGACGAGCGCAUCGACUGGAUGCGCGAGCUCAUGCUCGCCAAGGCGCUGAAGCAGAAGGGCGAGGGCUUCGAGGUCAGCGUGAACGGGAACAUGAUAUAGAUGUGGUUUAUUUAUGUUCAUUUUACCCGUAUCGUAUCGCAUGUCCUGUUGCGCGCGCUUGCGUUCUGCCAAGUUAUUCAUACUUAACACUAUACGACUUUUCAUUUCCUCGAGGAAAUUAUGUCGUUGCAUCGGUCAUUUCACCAACUCUCCACUUUACGAACAACGAGCUUUUCUUUUUCUUUGCUUUUCCAGUUCUCGAUUCUCUCUUGCGCCUUGUGUUUUCUAAUAUUCCCCUCCUUAGCUUAGUUGUUUUUUUUUCCUUUUAGCUUUACUUUGAUAUCCCGCUGAUUUUAGCAUGCAAAGAGCACAGCGAGCCACCU
Molecule: messenger RNA, 3171 nt
Organism: Xylaria bambusicola
Lineage: Eukaryota; Fungi; Ascomycota; Sordariomycetes; Xylariales; Xylariaceae
Exons: 3
Coding region: 350-2848 (832 amino acids)
Molecular function (GO): protein binding
Source: RefSeq, a predicted model, not a curated record